UGCUGCUGUGUGAAUGUGGCCUAUGUAUAUCAAUGAAUGACACAUUUUGUCUGUGAUUUCUUAUUCCAGUCACUUAUAUUUGGUUCUUUUGCACUUAAUUUGGCUUAUUCUUACUGUUGACAUUGAAAAUGAUUACAUUUGUUUUUCUGAGGGUUAAAGUCAUUGGUUAAUUUCUUGACUGCCGUUUUGACAUAGUUUCCACCUGGACAUUUUAAUCAUAUUUGCUAAUUCUAUUUAAUGUAUUUGCCCUGUUUCGAUCCAGUUCCCUGGGAAAUUGAUUUAUUUUUUUAUUUUUUUGUCAUUAUUAUAUUCUUUUAAUGAGGUGCUAAUCAACCUUGAUUUACAUGGAAAUAAAUUUCUAUCAGAUUAUUUUGGCAGUUCAAGUUUUAGGGCUGGUUUUUCUUGAAGUGGGAGGGUUUUGGUGAGCUUUUGGGCUGGAAAUCGUUGACCAUAUCUGGCAAGACUACUGCAAGGAGUUUCACUUUGAUAUGAAGAAGCCACACUGCCAGUCAUUUCAACACACUGUGAAACAAAUUUCUCGUUGUGUUUGUUGAUUUUGCAGAGUGGGACAAAAAGAAAAGACAAAUACGAACCACCAGAAAACACCUACUCUUCUGUGUGUGCAACAGCAGCCAAAAUGACAAGAACAGUCAUACUCCUUUACUUCUUUUUGGCAGUCUGUCCUCUCUCUAAUGCCAUUCUCCUUGAUUGGCCUUUUCCAUUUCUGAAUCAGAGUGCACACCUGGGAUCAGGUAAACUUUGUGCAACGCUGCAACUGCAGACCAAGUUGCCCUGGCUCAGUGUAAACCUGUCAGUGAGUGAAAAUGUGCUGCUGAAUCCUGAAAAAUUGCUUCUGGAGAGUCUGUCACUGAAGGUGGAAAGAACCUGCAGUUUCAUGGUGUUUCAACAAGACAAAGAAAGCCAACAUUUUCCUGGAGGAUUCUAUUCCAACAUUACUAUAAACUCCAACAGUACACAGUCAGGAAUUUUGUGUGUUUGCUCAAAAUUGCACAUCAGAUACAGACGUGAUCCAACAUUUCAAGAUUUUGGUAUAACACAUUUUUUAAACAGUCCCAGACCUUCAUCUGACAACAACUAUUGGCAGAAAGUGUGGGACUGUGCAAUAAAUUAUAGAAAGACUCAUAUAAAAGACAAAGGCAAAUUUAAACCACCAAGGACACAGUCCUUCAUGAAAAGUGAAAAUUUCAAAGAAAAAUUUAAAAAAGAUCCCAAAUAUCUUAUUAAAGUUAACAACAAAUCUUUAUACAGAAGCAUGGUAAAAAUUGAUAUUUAUGAUGUCACUUAUUCAUCAGAGGGACUACACAUUUCAGAAAGAAAAUAUUUUGUUGUGGUUGCUCUUGACAACAAUGAUAAUCCAAUUCAUUAUGAACGAGUUACAGAUGAAAUUGCUAAACAGUUUCCACAAAUGACUACAGCCACGAUUGUGGACACUGCAGACGUGACUACAGCAGACGUGACUACAGCAGGCUUGACUACAGCAGACGUGACUACAGCAGACGUGACUACAGCAGGCUUGACUACAGCAGACGUGACUACAGCAGAAGUGACUACAACAGAUGUGACAGAAGUAAGAGGCAAAUGUGACUACAGCCACGACUGCGGUGACAGAAGAGGCAAAUGUGACUACAGCCACGACUGCGGUGACAGAAGAGGCAAAUGUGACUACAGUAGCUGUGACUACUGCCACGAAGAUGUGACUACAGCCACGACAGAUGUAACUACAACAGAAGUGACUACAACAGACGUGACUACAACAGAAGUGACUACAGUAGACAUGACUACAACAGAGGUGACUACAACAGAAGUGACUACAGUAGACAUGACUACAACAGAGGUGACUACAACAGAGGUGACUACAACAGACGUGACUACAACAGAAGUGACUACAACAGAAGUGACUACAACAGAGGUGACUACAGCUGUGACUGAGGUCACAGAAGAGGAAGACGUGACUACAUCCACGAAUGUGGCCACAAAAGAGUCAGAUGUGACUAAAGAGGAUGAGGAUGAGGAUGAAGACAAGGAUGAGGAUGAAGAUGAAGACAAGGAUGAGGAUGAAGAUAAGGUCAAAGAAAAUGAGACUGUGGAUGAAGGUGCAUUCAGACGUGCCAUGAAUAUGAUUAGAGAUGCUUUGAUGAACUUUGCAAGUUUGAUCGGAAGUGCCUUGGCUGCAGUCGGAGGUGUUGUUGGAGGUGCAAUCGGAGGUGCCUUGAUUGCAAUUGGAGGUGCCUUGAAUCCAAACAUAGGUACAACUGGAGAAGAGGCAGCCAAGACUACAACUGCGACUGUGGUGUCAGAAGAGGCAGACGUAACAACAGACGCGACUGCUGUCACAGAAGAGGCAGCCAAGACUACAACCGCAACUGCAGUGACAAAAGAGGCAGACAUAACUACAGAUGUGUCUGCGGUGACAGAAGAGGCAGAUGUAACUACAGAAGAUGUGACUGCAGCCAUGACUGCAUUGACAGAAGAAGCAAAUGUGACUACAGAAGAUGUGACUACAGCCAUGACUGCGGUGACAGAAGAGGCAAAUGUGACUCCAGGAGAUGUGACUACUGCCACGAAGAUGUGACUACAGCCACGACAGAUGUAACUACAACAGACGUGACUACAACAGACGUGACUACAACAGACGUGACUACAACAGAGGUGACUACAACAGACGUGACUACAGCAGAUGUGACUACAAUAGACGUGACUACAACAGAGGUGACUACAACAGACGUGACUACAACAGAAGUGACUACAACAGAGGUGACUACAACAGACGUGACUACAACAGACGUGACUACAACAGAAGUGACUACAACAGAGGUGACUACAACAGACGUGACUACAACAGACGUGACUACAACAGAGGUGACUACAACAGACGUGACUACAACAGAAGUGACUACAACAGACGUGACUACAACAGAAGUGACUUCAACAGAAGUGACUACAACAGACAUGACUACAACAGACGUGACUACAGCCAUGACUGAGGUCACAGAAGAGGAAGAAGUGACUACAUCCACGAAUGUGGCCACAAAAGAGUCAGAUGUGACUAAAGAGGAUGAGGAUGAGGAUGAAGACAAGGAUGAGAAUGAAGGUGAAGACGGUGCGGUCAGAGGUGUUGUUGGAGGUGCAAUCGGAGGUGCCUUGAAUCCAAACAUAGGUA
Molecule: messenger RNA, 3181 nt
Organism: Megalobrama amblycephala (Wuchang bream)
Lineage: Eukaryota; Metazoa; Chordata; Actinopteri; Cypriniformes; Xenocyprididae
Product: flocculation protein FLO11-like
Exons: 4
Coding region: 638-2593 (651 amino acids)
Source: RefSeq, a predicted model, not a curated record